Messenger RNA from Leptinotarsa decemlineata (Colorado potato beetle), 1484 nucleotides. RefSeq names its product isoleucine--tRNA ligase, mitochondrial. The record is from RefSeq and is a predicted model, not a curated record. Lineage: Eukaryota; Metazoa; Arthropoda; Insecta; Coleoptera; Chrysomelidae. Gene Ontology annotation, cellular component: mitochondrion. Gene Ontology annotation, molecular function: ATP binding; tRNA binding; aminoacyl-tRNA deacylase activity. Gene Ontology annotation, biological process: mitochondrial translation; isoleucyl-tRNA aminoacylation.
GAGCUUUUAGAUAGCGUUAAAUUCAUUCCAAGUGAAAGAGCUGAAACAUACAAAAAAAAUUUAACGAAUCAAAUCCUGAAGAGACCAUACUGGUGCAUAUCCCGUCAAAGGAAAUGGGGAGUUCCCAUACCAGUUUUUUACAAUAAGAACACUUCUGAAACCAUAAUUGAUGAGAACACCAUGGCACAUCAGUUGAAUUUGUUGGAAAAAUAUGGAACAGAUUUCUGGUGGCAGUUUUCAACAUCAGAACUUUUACCUGAGAGUUCAUGCACCUCUCCAGAAAUACUUGAAAAAGGUGAGGAUAUAAUGGAUAUAUGGUUGGACAGUGGUCUAUCUUGGGCGAAGGUAUUAGAGGGAGAAAAAGUGGCUGAUAUGUAUCUAGAAGGUGUAGAUCAACUAACAGGUUGGUUCCAGUCAUCUUUGUUGACAUCGGUUGCCUUGAGAAAUAAAGCCCCUUACAGAAGCCUUUACGUUCAUGGUUUCGCAGUAGACCAAAAUGGGACUAAAAUGUCCAAAUCAAUAGGAAAUGUUGUCAACCCUGUACACAUUAAGGAUGGCAAAAAAGGCCAAAAGCCUUAUGGAGUGGAUACUUUGAGGUGGUGGGUGACCUGCCAUGCCAAUCAAGUUUCUUUAGCACAUGUAAGUACAAAUGUGUUGGAUUCUAGUGCUGAAGAAGUGCAGAAAAUCAGGAGUAUAUUAAGAUUUGCACUGGGAAGCUUAUCUGACUAUGAGAAUUCAGAAGAAUACAAAAAUAAUUUGUUGUUAAUUGACAAGUAUAUGUUGCAUCUCCUGUUACAUUUUCACAAUCAAGUAGGGGAAUUCCUUGAAAAUUAUCAAUUCCACAAAGUUUCUGCUACUCUUUUACACCUCCUGACUAACCCUGUUUCAGCUUUGUAUUACACUUCCGUAAAAGACCGUUUGUACUGUGACAACUUGGAUAAUUCUCGAAGGCGAGCUGCUCAGCAUACGCUAUUACAAAUUUUGGAAGUUGUUACUAGGUCAAUUGCACCAAUGGUUCCACAUUUGGCAGAAGAAAUUCAUUUGAACAUGCCUCAAAAAGAUAGUAAGACAUAUUUUACUAGUCACCAUGCACAACCUGAGUCAGAUUGGGAAAACGAGAGUAUUGCAAAGGCCAUGGAAGUUAUACUGAAUUGUAAGAAGGAUAUUAAUAAGGAAUUGGGAGCAAAUACGAUGGCAGUUAAUGUGACUGUAAUAUUUUCAAAGCAAAGGUUUUCUGAUAUGAAGAACUUGAUGGAAAUCAGUGAACUAGAGCAGCAACUGGUUGAUAUCUUCCAAGUAUCAAAUGUGAGCAUUACUGAGGACAAUAUGGAAAUGGAUUAUGAGCUGGAAAUCUCUAAAAGUCAAAAUGUGUCUUGCCCCAGAUGCAGAAAAAUAAAUUCGGAGAAAGAUAAUGAACUAUGUAAUAGAUGUUAUAAUGUAUUGAACUCAUCAAAUAAUAAUAAAACAGUUGCUGUGAAUUAACA